CAACUUUUCAGUCGGUCUCAGGCAGUCACGGCGUAAACCUCAAAAUGUGCGGUUCGAUAGUUGAAAUUUGGUUUAUUUAGAGUUUUUUGGACACCAACACACAACAUCUCUAGGACACAUAAAAAAAGAAGAAAAGAUCUGAAAUUGACACCCACAUCCGCGAGCCGGUGGAACAGAGAGUGAUAUUCGAAGAAGAAGAAAAAAGCAUAACCCGUUACAGUUCCGUUAGUCCUAUUUCGGAUGAACUUCAGCCGGAGAAUAUCGCGAUCAAAACAAAAAAUCGUAGUUGAAUGUGCUACCGGAAACGGAAACGAAGAAAAGUUCUUUACCCUUUCGGCAGACGAAAAACGAAAAGAUUAAUUUAGUUCAAUUCAAACAAGUGUUUCGAGAAUCGGAAAAAAAUGUGCAAUUUUGUUUACGUUUAUCCAGAGCAUUAGUGGUUUAAAUGUGUUGCGAAGAAUCAAGUAACGAAAAAACAUAACUACAAAAGCCAGCAAAAAGAAAGGGAGCAGUGCAAAAGCCAACAAAUCAUCUAGAUCCUGGGAACUCCACCAGCCAAACAAAAGGACCCUUUCGUCACAGCAGCCGGGAAUAACACACUUGGAAAUUCCCUUUCGCCUGACAGAGCAGAACUCGAUCCCACCCCCUCCGGCCGGAUUCACAUGUGAACCGAUGCAUGAUCUAAUUUAUUGUACACCACUGAAGGCAGCAGCAGCAGAGUUCAAAGGACACAAAGCGAGAGUCGCCUGGGCUUGCAUCCGGCCAGAACGAAAGCAGGAGUGCAGCUACCUGUGAACCUUCCACAAACAACCGUAGAAGUGAAAAAAAAGGAGUCUUUCCAACUCUCGAAAACUCCACAGCCGUAAAACCAUGUAAGAAGGACCGGAGAGUGACAAGCGAAGAAAACGCAUUUAUCACCUUCUCGCGUAAUAUUUCACCUCGUUUUUUUUUCGGACCUCUGAAAAGCGGGUCAACAGAGAAGAAUGCCAAUCGGCACCACCAGUGUCAGUCUGCGGAAGGAUCUUCAGGUGCUCGAUCUUGGCGAUCGACCCAGAAUAUGCGUUUGCAGUAGCAUCCACAGUAGUAGUAGUAAUCGGUGCAGUGGCGAUCAGCGAUGAUCCGGUCAGUGCAGUAGACUCAGAGUAGUGUCUGACCUAUGUUCGAAUUAGUGGUAAAAACACGCACUCAUUUUUUGGACUGAUCAAAAUUGCUUCCUUUCGGAUCGACAUUUACUAGCAGUGAUUAUCCAACAAAAUCGAACUGGACCCAAAUUGAAAACUUUUCUGGAUUAAACAGGAACAAAUUGAAAACCCCUCUCGAAGUGCGUGUGUGGAUGCAGAAAAGAUUUGAAACAUAAAAUUGUGAAGCCCUGAGUAGGGGAGAAGUUUUGAGAAGGGCGCACAAUUUGCGAAAGCGAAAAAAAUGUGUCGAAGUUAAAAAGCGAAACAACUUUUGGAUUGUAGUGAAGAAGCAUUCCCGUUCGAUUGAAACAAAACAAAAAAAGUGCGGAUGUUUAUUUUAGAGUUUGGUGAGGCUAGAAAAAAACACAAACCUUUAGGACAAAUUCACAUUCAACAACAACUCAUUUAGUGCUUGAUAGUGUGCUUGGAGGAUUGUUUUUAAACGAUACAAUAUAGUUUUGCGAGUUCGUUUCGUUUCUGUGGAGCAGAUUAUGAGGAGCAACAUUAGUGUGUACGGAAAGCAGCAGAUAAAAGGAUUUUGAAACACGACCCCUCUUUAGGAAGUACUUCAAAAGAUAAAAACUAACGUCAUCUGAGGACUCAUCAGCAGCUGUAGCAGUAGUGACCACAAAGAUUUGGAUGAGCAGCGGGUGAAUCGACCGGAAAUUGAAUCCAUAUUUUGCGCGCCCCAUCACACAGUGACAUGAAAGAAAAAUUCGACACAAUGACCGACCAGGAGCAUUACAGUCUUCGGUGGAACAACCACCAAAAUCACAUUCUGCGGGCGUUCGAUACGCUGCUCCAAACGAAGACCCUCGUAGACGUUACGCUGGUGUGUGCCGAGACGAGCAUCCGGGCGCACAAGGUCGUCCUGUCGGCCUGUUCGCCCUUCUUCCAGCGAGUGUUCUCCGAAACCCCCUGCAAGCAUCCUGUGAUAGUGCUGAAGGACUUCCGGGGAUGGGUUGUGCAAGCGAUCGUGGACUUUAUGUACCGCGGAGAGAUCAGCGUUCCCCAGGAGCGGCUAUCGGUACUGAUACAGGCCGGAGAAUCGCUUCAGGUGCGAGGCUUGGUUGACCACACAGUCGCCGGUAACACACCCACUCCUGCCCAGUCACCUGAGGACUUCAGUCUGCUGGAAUCUUCGCUGAUAUCACCGACCUCGCCGUCACUCCCGUCGCCAAACUUCAAUCAUCACCACGCCAGACACCCGCACCAGAACAGCGCCACCGCAACGAGUAUGCUAAGCUCUAGCACCCCGAAGCUACUGCUACCACCGCAGGUGUUCACCGAUCCCGCACUGAACCUGCCCAACCCAGACAUUUGCACAUCUCCGAUGCCCCGGCGGAAGCAGGCUCGUCCCCGGAGGCGAUCGGGAGACUGUGCCCCGCAAGAUCUCAGCAGUAAACCCACCAGUCCGGUACCGCACAACCUGGACGACAAGGAGGACGAAGACAACGAAAUCGAACGCGACGAAGAUGAGGAAAUGGAAGACGAGGAUGACGAUAUCAAGGAAAUUAUUCGACGGAGUGAGAGCGAUGUGAAAACGGAAUCCAGCCCCCAGAAGACACCCAACAAAAUGAACCGACCCAAGGGACAGCACUCGGCACCACGGGGUGGUCCACCCCGGUCCUGGACGAACGCCGAGCUGACGGAGGCACUGCAGCACGUGUGGAACAAGAAGAUGACAACCAGCCAGGCGUCGCGCAUCUUCGGCAUCCCGUACAACUCGCUGCUGAUGUAUGUGCGCGGAAAGUACGGCAAGAGCUUGAAGCUGGAACAGUUGCGGAAGGACUGCAUCAGUGGUCCUCCUAUCGAGCUGCUGCAGAUGGGCAUGAACAACAACAACAGCAAGGACAAGAAGGACGGCCAGGAUAAGGACAUGGGUCACCAUCCGGGUGGCAAUGGAGGUAACUCGGGAUCCGGAGAUCAACGGGGACCUCGCUCGGCUUCCUCCGAGCCGGAACUGCUAUCGAGUCCCAACCCACUGUUCAAUCCGUUUCCACCGGGUUUCUAUCCGGACUUCCCUGGCGGUUUCCCCGGUCUCCCGCUGAGCAUGCUGAAUCUCCUGCCUCCCGACCGGCAUCAACACCACCAUCAGCUCCCGAUGGGCAUCGACGAGGACUGCAAAAGCGAUCGGUCGAAGCAAUCGAUGGACGAUGACUUCCCCCAGCCACUCGCCCUGAACCGAUCCUCGAUGUCCGGCCUGGGAGGGCCGGCGGUGGAAGGCCCCGGUGCUCCCCAAUCCGACAGUCGGAGAGAAAUCUAUCAACAGAACGGACAGGAUUAAUAUUUGCACUUUCUUGACCGCCUCAAGGCUAUGCCAAGGUAUCCCAAGUGGGUGGGUUGAGAAAGGGCUCAAGCGUCAAGCAGGAGGAGGAACGAAAACGAGAGAGGUGAGCGCGGCUGUGAGAUAGCGACACGACAAAGUGCACACGGACACCUGGCGGCGCAAACGAGUGACGCCGCCCCCGGGGUCGGUGUCUUCGAUUGAAAGAGCCGUCGGCGGCUCAAACUGAAAGCAAACUUUUUCAACGAAGCGAAAGCUAACCAAGCCGAAAGAAACCAACAAACGUGAUAGUGUUAGUGUUUUCUCUCAUUUUUUUAUUUUUAACGAAAAGUAAUUAUUACUGUUUUUAUUUUGAGUAUAUAUUGGAUGAAUACUUUUAUUAUAUUGGCAGUGUUAUAAGUAGAACAAAUGCAAUAUUUUAUUUCAAUGAAUAAUUUUAACUGUAAGGUGUAUAGUAUUUUAUUUUUCAAAAAAAAAACACAAACAUGGUUCUUUUAGAAACACACGAUUUUGGGGCAAUAUUUAUCUUCGAUUACGAUUGUGCAAAGAGAGCGAAUAGCAUCACACCGAUUAGUUUUUAUUGAACUCUGUUGAACGACGCGAUUUAGUUCAACAAGAUGGUGCUUCACGGACAUAACUUUAGUUUAUUGUAACCUUCAUACGAAAGCCAAACGAUCGCGAUAGUGCAGAUAGGUACAGAAAAAAAACAUAUAACAAACCAACACAGAGAGAAUUUAUUAUUUUCUGUAAAGAUAAUACAAUUGCAGUACUUCAAAUGGAUUACAAGAUACAACACAGACACAAUAGAACUACUGGUUAAGAGAUGAACAAACGUGCUUCCUGAGUAUAUAAGUUAAAGUAUAAGUUUUAAAAUCCAUUUACAGUGAGGAACGCGAAAUGCGCGGGACAAACAAACGAAUGUAUGAAAAAAAUAUAGGUGGUACAUACAGAAGAAAAAGAUAUCUUCUACAACAAUAGCUAAUUUAUUUAUGAAUCAUAAUUAAGUGAGGAAUAACAGUGCCGAUAUCGCCGGCACGCAAUGUUUUAUACGUAUUUUAUGUUUAUUAGUAUAAUUUUUAUUUUUUGUUAAAGAAAUAUUAUUUACAGAAACUUCCACUUCCCUUCCCGUAGUCGUUUAGUUAAUCACCGUCACGAACACACACACACAUGCCCGUAUGUGGUAAUAUUGUUUGUAUAUUUAAUUUUUCCGCACCCCAGCAUACUUCCAAGAAGAAGCGACGGAAACCAACAACAAACGAUACAGUAUUAUUCAAAUAAAUACCGCAAUUUUAUACGCAACAUAUUUUACCACGUUUUGUUUUAUUAACUCCCUUCUUUUUUUUCAACACCCAAUGUUCCACACUCAGUGAAACCCCGAAUCAAAUAAAGACUGAACAAACCCUUCCCUAAUUUCGUUCCGAUUAUUCGUUGAAUUACUUGCAAUUAUUCGUUUCAACUCAUUAGUUUCAAAGCAAACAUUAAAUCACACAACCCAGCAAACCCAAACAUACUAAAUUCAGUGAACGAAUCAGUGUUAUCACAUAACGCUCUGGAGAGACACAGAAAAAGAAGGCAACAUUUAGUUAAGCAAAGUAUAUACAGAUGGGGAGCGGCCACAAUAGCCACAAAAACUUGUUGAACAAACAAUAUACAAAACAAAUGAACAAAACGAAAUAAAAAAAACAAGCACACGCGAAAUCGCGCAGCGAAAAAGCAAACUGAAUGGAACUAAUUUUAACUCGCAUUACAUAGGUUACUACUACUAGUGUGGAGCUGCAGCGCCGACUGACAGAGAACAGGGUCGCACGAAGAAACGUUUUUCUUUCCACACACACUUAACGCAUAAAUAUAAAUAUAUUUAAAAUUGUCCCAAAAAUCAACCGCGGCUAGUUCUGUUUGAGCUGUUCCAAGCAUCUCAGGCUACUUCAACCAACAACAAUAGCAGAAAUACAGUGCGGUGGGGUGGAAAACAGGAAAAAGCAAAAACAAAAACUACAAACGCAACACGAUUCACUAUUUUUACAACAUGAAACAAAGUGUUGCCAGCGGAGCAAAACAAUAAACAGAGCAGCAGUGUCAAACUGCAACAGCAACAGUGACAACAACAACAAAACAACAAUAGUUCCUCAAUCAAAAUACAGUUACAAAUAUUUGUGCAAUUACCACAGCCAACCAUAUGAAAAACAAUAGAUGAAACCCAAUCGGGGAAACCAAAAAAAAAGUGCAAUACAAGAUAGUUAUUUGUUGGGAUCGGUCGAACGCCUGAGAGUGUGAAGGUCGAGGAUUUUUUUUGUGAUGAGUAUAAACACAAUUAAUCAAGGAUGUGAAAAGUAGAAAGAGAAAUAGAUGAAUUUGUCACUUUCAAAGCUUCCGGUGACGCAUCGACAUAUACCGCCAAUUUCGCUCCAAGCGGAUAGACAUGCAACUUAUGAGUUUUCAGUUUUGACAACCAGAUGGCAGCACCUUGGUUGUUAGUCAAUACACUUUCGCAUUGAUGAUAUUGAGCUUUUUGCUUCGAUAAGUGAAGCGGAAAAGGUAAUGGAUUCAUAGAUAGGAAACAUAAACUUUCAAAAAUGAAAAUUAUGAAUGAGAAAUAGUUUUUCCGUAUCAAAUAUUUAUUUUAUGUUUCAAAGUAACAUUUUAUCUGUCAGCGGUUAAAAAAAUCUUGAACAAAAAUUGUGACUGAUAAUGAUUUUAUAUUAUGACGAAAUUUUACAGGAAAUACUAGAACAUUCAUAAAAAAAGUUGAGUAAGGUUUAAGACUGCGUGUUUCAAGUAUGGAGAAAAAAUUUCAUUCUAAUUUUAAAAGCUUAAAAUUGUUCUCGUACCUGCUAGUUUCGUUCAAAAUAAUAUGACUCACAAGUAUGAAUGUUGCAACCAGAUGUCGACACUGUACAUUCGACAUCGUACAUUCAACGAUGGCUAGAUACAGUGCUCCCAGUUUAGCCAUUCUAAAUUUUUAAAUUUAAAUUUAGCCAUUAUAGAAUCAUAAAUUAUUUUUUUUGAAUAAUGUUGAAACAUUUUCUUAUAAUCCACAGUGCUGGAGUUCAGUAAUAUUUUGAAUGAAAUAUUCAAAAUUUGAGUUGAUUGUUUUCUACCAUACAGUUUUUUUUUUAAAUUUUGUAAACAAGAAAAAACAGCCAAUUUACCUAGGAUUGGCUGUUGACUGGAUGUUAACUGGCAUGCUUCAAUGUUUUUACCAUUGUUUGUGCGUUUCUGCAUAAUGGCAUUUUGUCAAUAUAUAAAUAAACACAAGAUUCCGUCGACAUGGAUCAAUUCUAAUCAUUCAACAUGUCGGAAAUAAAUAUCUACAUAACCUUCGAAUAUAAAUAAUUUUACAUUGUCAUUAUCUUCACCGAUAGCGAACCUUAUGGCGCGUUUACAUUAGAAAGAUCUAUAGCCAUAGAUGGAUUUAUUCACGCAAAAAUAGGUGUAAACGGGCGAGAAUAUAUAUGAUACACUUAUUCGAGACAUAUAUAACAUAAACGCUGGUGAAUUUUUCACUGGUAAGAAAUCACCAAAGUUGACCGCAGUUCAACUUCAGGUGAAUAAAUUCUAGGAAUAAGAGCGAGAUGAGUCAUUUUCUUGUUCUUGCGCUCGUAUUCAUAAGCGCCAUUGGAAGCAUUUGCUGUCAGCAGAUGUAAACAACGCUCAUUUUUAAAUCUAAAAUGUUUCUAUUAUUUUGCUUUUCUACUCAAUUGUCAGUUCAUUGCCAUGACCGAUAAAAGUGAGCAGAAAGAAUUGAUGAGAGUCGAAAUUAAUCACCUGAUCCAAAAUGGCCCUUCACUGCUGUUUAUUCAAGUAGCAGAAUGAUACAAAUUCCAAAAUAAAUAUUAGUAUAUGUAAACGGACCGUACUUUCGUCAUAACUUCAAAUUGCAUGAAGAAAUUCAUGAAUAUAUUCAAUAUAUCAAUUCGCACUACUGAUAAACGGUUAAUGCAAUUUCCAUAAAUCUCAACAUAUUUCGUCACAUGAAUAUAUUACUAGUCUAAACCCAUCUAUAGAUGUGAAAAAGAAAAAAGAAAGAGAUGUCUGCUUCCACACAUACAUACAUUUGAAAGCGUUGGGGGACAGAUGACAUUAUUUGCUCAUUUGACGCUACAACGCAUGAAAAGACAUGGUUUCUGCCGAAAAUGAAAUGUUUUCUAGCAACUCUAGUUUGGGUGUAAUUGUUAUCAUUUAAAAUGUUGGACUGACGAUCCUGCUUCAUUCUGUUUCUUUAACUAAGGCAUUGUUUAAAUGAUACAGCUUUGAAGCAACUGGAAUUUCAGCCACCCUUCCAUACUCCCAUGAAAACUCGGUCUUGGAGCUUCGAACUUCCACUUUUAGUAAAGGAGUAAAGGAACAAUCAGAAGAGUCCUAUAAUAACUGCAUAGAUGAACAAUUGAGGACCCUGAGGACCUGUAAUCAUUUGGCUACGAAAAUUAUCUUCAAUUCUUAUACCACCUGAUUGAGCUUUUUGCUCACCUAGUACCGCCUAACUUAGCCUCCAAUGGAUUAGAUGCGAGCACCAUCUCGGCGAGACUCUUGCUCGGAAUUUUUGCAGUAUAUCCCUCAACCUUUAGGCCCUGUAAAGUUCGCGGUAGGCAUAGCUGCCACUGGCGUGUAUAUCACUAACAAAAAACGAAGGGAUUGAUACAACUUUCGAGUACUUGGUUUCGCGCUGACUUGAAGGUGCUUGAAGGUUCUUUCCGAUUGCUUUUCCUUCGUCAUACGCAUCAAACCUUCAUUUGACACGACCGACGUUGGACUUCCAUCUUUUGGCCACAACAUGAACUGAUAACCCUUUUAACUUAGCAAAAGCUUGCUAGUUUUUAUUGUUUGAUUCAAGGUAGCUCAUCAAAGGAAAACUCCCAGUUUUUUUAACUAAACCAAUGUUACCUCAGGAACAGAACACCAUUUGUACACAAUGGCUCGACAUCUUCUAGCGAAAAUCCUUUCCAUCGCGUAACGUAAACGUGAACAACAGGAUGCACAAAAAACCGAUAAUUGCUCAAAUGGCAGGAAAUUGUAAGUGUGUUAUAAAUUUCUGGGAUAGUCUGUUGACCAGACUCAUAGAACUUGUAACUAGGAGCGCUAUUUUGGCCAAGGUACAGUGAUCUGAUUCACUCGCAUCCACUAACUCGUCCCACCAAGCAGCACCCUGCUUCUUUGGCAUAGAGCUGAUUUACUCAACUUUAUUCUGGAAUCCGAUCUGACUUGAAGUUCAAUUGGAUUUGACGUUUCGAUCGAACUCGAUUUUGGCAUUCUGCAAUCCAUUGAACUCAAAUCCAAUCGAACAUUGCAAGUAUGGCAGCCUGCAAAACGAUUGCCAAAAUAAUCCGUGUUUUUGAAGUAACUCAAUCUUUGUCAGAUUAGUAGGUCCGGAGGCAGUCUUAUAUUGUUGAAAUUUGAAUGAAAAUUAUUGCUUCGUGUUAUUUGAAUACUUAGUACAUGUAGUCCCAACUCUCACUCAACAUAUUUUUAUGAAUUUUCUAGUAUAUUCACUGAAAAUGUUUCAUUAUAAUAUGAAACUUUUUUCAGACACCUAAAGAAAACGUGUAACGGAUACUACUUCCGCUUUACACAAACGGAACACAAUGUUUAAUGCAUUUAACACGAAUUACGUUCCGUACGUAUGAUUCUGAUUGAAUCGAAUAAGCUAGUGUUUGCUUUCAGAUUCAAUUGCAACAAUCCAGAAUGACAAACAUAUGCUUCAUGCCCGAUGGUAGCUGUACGAUGGCAUUUUAAUAUACUUUUUGGGUUUUGCAUGAUUUAAUCAUCUCAAUUGGAUCCGUUAGUUUUAUUAUCACCAUUAUCUAAAAUACAGUCAUUCUAAUUUCGCACGGGUAAAUAUAUUCGGUUGAAGUCGUUCGAAUGAUCCUCAUGUUGUCAAAAACUAUGUCAAACUCUUAAUUUUCUCUUUGUUUAAUUAAAAAAAAAAAAGAAAAAAAAAUACAAGUUUCCAAAUGAUAUAAGGUUUCUGAAGAUUAUUUUUUCACGCCCGCAACACAUGUUCUUCAAAUGUUUUUAUGUGCAUCAUAUAUUCUAUGGAUUUCAUGUAGAACCAAAUUGUUACAUAUUUUGCAACAAAUAAUAUUUUUUUCUGUUAUUCUUUGCCAUAAAAAUUUCGAGGGUAUGUACUGUGAGCACAUGGUGUUUUCAAAAAUUAUUGACAACCCUUUAUUUAGAAUCGACCAAUCAGCAACUGGUCCGAGAGAUGGCUCGAAAUCAACUGUUGCGCCAUCUGGUAGUCAUUUGCACAAACAGCAUGUCGCACACUGAGCUAAAUCUUGUUUCAUUACACAUCUCAAACGAAAAAUUACGAAAGGUGAGAUGUAUAUCGAAGUCGUAAACAUUCUUGACUUGUUCUUAAUAUGUAUUAUGAAUAUCUUGAUUGAAUAGGUCAACUUCGAUAAAUAGUGAAAAAUUAAGAGAAAAACUAAGUGAAUCCUCCCUUCACGCUCUCAAUCUUCGAUACGGCGAUCAUUACUAUAAUUUACAGGUUACAAGCAAACUUAUUUACUUGAAUAAAACUGACAGAUAAUCGCAAACAAUAGGAAACCGAAUACAACCAACAGACACUAGAAGAAGAAAAAAUCAGUUGGUAACACUAGCUCAAACAUCAGAUUUUUAUAAACUUUUAUACAAAUUUUCUCCAGCAAGAACAAGCCGAGUAUAAUUUCGUUAGUGAGAAUCGACAUAGAUUAUGUUUUGUAAAAAUAAGGGAUGUUAACUGCGAUCAGGAUGGAUGCGAUUAGUUACGGUUAUUAUUAGGGUUGAAGUUUUUUUUUGUAUACACUCACAGACUCACAAACACGAUAUACCGCCGGAAGCGGAUGCCGAUAAUUAGCCAGUAUCUAUCAGAAUUUACAACAAUAGAAACGGGAUGCAUUUUCUUUACCUGUAUUAUUUAUUCGUUCUGUUACAAGAAUUUUCCGCCAGCGCUGCCAGACUUUACAACUGGAUGGCUGUCGCGGGAACAUGCAAUAUAUUACAACAAAUACAGAAACACUACCAUAUUAUGCAACAGACAGACGGUAACCAGCGUCACAGUGAUAUACCAAACUUACCAAUAGAGCCAAACAAUAUAUUUUUAUCAUUUACAGUGAAAUAAAACCGACACAAACAUAAUACAACUAACCAACCAAUGCAUUGAGCCCCGAUGAAGUUGUGAAAUGGCGAAAUUUUUGGAUAAUUUUCCAUUUGUUCCAAUGCAUUUUUGUUUCCCAAUCCGCUAUUUGCACUUUUUCAGUUUAUGUUUUCGAUUUAGUCAGGUUCGGCACGCUUAACUAAAAAAACAACAUUUUAAAAUUAGAAUGUGUGAAAAAACCCACACAUUCAAGUGAGUGUCGUGACAAAAUAAAAUACAAACAACCAUUUAGUCCAAAACACACACACAUUUAGUUUGUGCGUAGAAGUUCACACCGUCGAAAAAUAACACACAUACACUUUCGGAUAGUAUACGACUUAUUAUCUGUGCGCAGCUCUGUAUAUUUUUUGUCAAAAUCGAACAAAAAUCAAAAAUAGGGCAACGAGAGACCGACAGGCACAUCAACCGAAACCGUGUACCGAUUUAUAGGUAUCUCCAAACCCAACCGAACGCCAUUUUACCGCCCGCCAGCGGAGGUAAGCAUUAAACCGUAGAAAUCGUGAUCAAACAGGUGUAAAAAGUGUCAUGUUCCAAAUUGGAAUCUGAAGCAACAAUAUAGGAUAAAUGAAAUAAUUCUGUAAACCACAUGUACAAAAUAACGUAGAUACAAUAAUGCGAACCAAAAGGAGAACACAGUUCGUUUCGUUUUCUGUUUACAUUACCCCCCCCAACUUGAACCGUCAUUCCGAAUCCAACCCUUCCUCCGUCCCAUCCUAUCAGGAAUGUGCAUAGCAUUCAGGCAAUAGACAAUCUACGUUAAAUAUGACAGCAACUCUUACACACCCCCUGCAAACAGGUCAAUAAACAACAAACUCAGUCCCCAAAACCAAACAAAUCGGAUCAAACACAAAAUCAAAACGUUAAUUUGCCACCGUCAAUUGUUUACAGUUUGAGUUCACAAUCAAUAAACAAAAAAAACCAGCUGCUCAUCAAGUGAAAACGGAAAGAAUAAAACAGGGUAAAUUAAUGAAUUUCAUAUACAUUAAACAAAACAAAACAAGAGGAAAAUGAAUCUUAAAAUACACAAUGAAAGAAACAACAACAAAGAAUACAACAUAGGAUUAGUACUACAUGACUAACAAUAAUGGAUGCAAAGUGAGCAAAAAUAUUCACAAAAUGCAGAAGACACUGUUCAGGUGGUUUUAAGCAUUAGUGAAUACGUGUGAACGCUUGGCCACAGGCUGGUGAAAUAGUGCCACGAUUGCACGCACACCCAAACAAACACACUCACAAGAUGAACGAAAUCGAUACAGUAAAUAUUUGUAAAAUGUAAUUUUCGAUAUGUGAUAUCAACUUGUAUUGUUAUCUUCGAGGAGAAGUGUUUCGAUUCGGCUUCAGUUUUGACUCAAAUCAUUUUGGAAUUCGUUUCGUUUUUUUUUUCACUAGAACUUAUUGUCACUGUCUGUAAAUAGGAAAGUUUUCGGUGCGUAAAACCAAGAACAAAAAUAUGUAAGAAAUAAAUUUCGGCAGUAUAUAAGUAAAUACACGAACAAAAACACACACACACACACACAAACUUAACAACAUGAGUGAACAAUGUGAACACUGGAGGAGAAGAAAGAAAAACGAAGCAAAAAGCAAAUCCAAUGGCGACUUGGACUUUAAAUGAACAAAAAGUAAAUGCAAUUUAGGCAAAUGAGAAAAUGAAAGUUUAACUGUUAUUUAGGCACAAUUAUUUAUAUGAGAUAAAGGAAACCAACAAAAAAAGUAAAACCUUUGAGUCGAAGGGCAAAUCUAUAAAUUCAAUUCGGCCGAUUCGGAGCGAUAGAUGUAUGUGUACUGUACAGGAAACAGUGAAAUAAAAUAUACGUGUGUUACAGAAAUUUCGACUUUCGUUCGGUGAGCAAGGAGAAAAAUGCGAACACGAUAUUUGUUUUUGAUUUUGAUUUUAUUCUUGUAUUGGGGAAUUAUGUUUUUCUAGCAUCUAACAAAAUUGUAAAAUAAUUCGACAGAGAUGAAUUAGGGCAUAAACAAAGUGUUAUGAAACCUUGAUAAAUAGACAGAAAACACUGGAACGUAAUUUUAAUACAAAAACAAACGAAAAUUAUAAAAACUAAAAAUAAGGUGGAAACUGUAAGAAAAAAUAUUUGGCACUUAUUGAUAUUUACUGUUAUAUGAACAAUUAUGAAACUGGAAUAAAAUUAA
Toxorhynchites rutilus septentrionalis is the source of this 12745-nucleotide messenger RNA. RefSeq names its product protein jim lovell (gene lov). Gene Ontology annotation, molecular function: protein binding; DNA binding. The record is from RefSeq and is a predicted model, not a curated record. The transcript is spliced from 3 exons. Gene Ontology annotation, biological process: regulation of transcription by RNA polymerase II. Gene Ontology annotation, cellular component: nucleus. The coding region runs from base 1885 to 3468 and encodes 527 amino acids. Lineage: Eukaryota; Metazoa; Arthropoda; Insecta; Diptera; Culicidae.